GUUUGGUCUUACACUAUCUCGCUUGCAUAAUUUUUUAUCAUUUCUUAUACCCUUAAUUAGCAGUCGAGAUGUUGAUAAAUCAGAAGAAGAAAUCAUCGAUCGAAAAUCAGUCUCAAGAGAAUACCCGACAUCAUUCAGACAUCAAAUACACAGCUGCUUGUUUUCAGAGCAUUAAUAAAAACUCAUGUUUUAAGAAUACACCAAAAGUCAUCACUAAACGUAAAUUUGGGCCAGCCGGGAAGCCUACAACAAGUAACAGCAAUAACUCCCAUGGGCGAGGCAACCUCUUAGCAACCUUAGCUAAAGUGAAACCUUCCCAGCAACAAAAGCAACCUGCAUUAGAGGUGAUAAAAGUGCCAAUACCGGUCAAAAACUGGACGUUGGAUAACUUUGAGAUUGGUAAACCUCUAGGGCAAGGAAAUUUCGGCCAUGUAUAUCUAGCAAGGGAGAAAAAGAGUGGAUUCAUAGUAGCGCUGAAAGUGAUGUAUAAAGAACAUAUGCAAGAUUCACGUAUCCAAAAGCAGCUGAGAAGAGAAAUAGAUAUUCAAGGACAUUUAAGACACCCAAAUAUUCUUCGUCUCCAUGGUUACUUUCAUGAUGAGACCAGAGUAUUUCUUAUAUUAGAAUAUGCUGCACAAGGAGAGUUAUAUACAGAGCUUAAAAGACGAAUACGAUUCUCAGAAGCAGAGGUAGCCAAUUAUGCAAUACAAUUAGUUAAUGCUCUAUCUUAUCUGCAUCAAAAGCGAAUCAUACACAGAGAUAUCAAACCUGAAAAUUUAAUGCUGGGCCUUAAUGGCGAAAUCAAAAUAGGCGAUUUUGGCUGGUCCGUUAGGACGAACAAACUGGAUGGCAGGAGAAGUACUUUAUGCGGAACUCUAGAUUAUCUGCCGCCGGAAAUGGUAGAAGGAAGAGUUCAUGAUGAAAAUGCCGAUAUCUGGUCGCUAGGAAUCUUGCUAUAUGAGUUAUUAGUUGGCCAUCCGCCUUUUGAUGAUAAAAAGGAUGAAGAAGAGACUCGUUAUGAAGAAACUUAUGAACGCAUCCUCCAUGUCGAUCUGCAUUUUCCAAAGUUUGUGAGUAGAGAGGCAGCUGAUUUGAUUGUCAAGCUGUUACGAUAUAGAUCGGUGGACAGAUUACCGCUAAGAGAAGUUAUGUACCACCCCUUUAUCACUAAGCAUGUUCAAAGAAAUAAAUAAAUCAUUUUGCCUUGCGUUCCAUUUCAACAAAGGGAUAAUUUCAAAUGCGGUAUAGGCCUAAACGAUAGUCUUUUUAGCGCAGUUCUGAAUCAGUAACAAAAAUCGCAAUUUUAGGGACAACA
Messenger RNA from Mycotypha africana, 1315 nucleotides. RefSeq names its product kinase-like domain-containing protein. Gene Ontology annotation, molecular function: ATP binding; protein kinase activity. NCBI's taxonomy places the organism in Eukaryota, Fungi, Mucoromycota, Mucoromycetes, Mucorales, Mycotyphaceae. Gene Ontology annotation, cellular component: spindle pole centrosome; chromosome passenger complex; spindle midzone. The record is from RefSeq and is a predicted model, not a curated record. Gene Ontology annotation, biological process: mitotic spindle organization; regulation of cytokinesis; protein phosphorylation. The transcript has 7 exons. The coding region runs from base 69 to 1193 and encodes 374 amino acids.